AGAGACAAGGAGAGUGCUGCCUGACCUGAGAAAGCUGGAGUAAAACAAAAAGAUUUGUUUUGUAGGUGGAGUCAGUGUAGAUCAGGGGAGGGUGAGAAAUGACGACUUUGAACAUGUGCAUAGAAGUGUGAGGAGUGAGGUUUAGAGCUGCACUAGCUGAAGCAGGGAGUGAGAAAGACACUCAGAAUAGUAUUGUUUUUUUUUUUUUACAGAAGCUGCAGAGGCCCACAAGGCUGCAACAAAAAAAAAGGAAGUAAGAUAAUCAGCUUGGGAAAUGACAGUGUAAAUUAUUUGCUGUAGCUCCGCUCAGAAAGCAGGGAGGUCUUACCAUAGAAAUGAACGGUGAUGGCAGCAAACAGCGUUAUGUGUCUACUUUCAGGAUGCACAUCAAGCCACCCUGUGCAUCCUCUGCAUCAGGGAAGCAGUCAAGAUCAAAUGACACAAGGACUUUAGAAAAAUCUUCUGACGCAGGCCUCCCCUCCCUCCACACCUCUCUUCCACAUUCAGGGUGUCAUAAACUCCCUUCCAGUCAAUGCCUCGAUCCACCGGUCUUCAUAGAGCCCCUGCAGGACUGCUGUGCGGAUGAAGGAAGUGACAUCACUCUGCGGGGGGUUAUCACCGGCAGUCAGCCAAUCAAAGUGUCCUGGCUGCACAAUGGUGAAGUGGCCCAUUUUGGGGGUUCAUCCUUCGAUGGCAGGGAGAUGAGUUUUGUGGUGACAGAGUGCUUACCUGAAGAUGCUGGUGCCUACACAUGUCUGGCGGAAAACAAUGCCGGGAAGACGUCCUGCUGCGCUGCCGUGUUUGUCAAGGACUUUGAAACUAUCUAUGGUGCACAGAGUUGUGUCUCAAAGAACCCAACUUCUGCUUCUGAGGGGAAAACACAGAAUGGAAGGUCACCACGGUUCCCCAAAGACGAGCCACAGAACUUAAGAGCAUCUUUUUGUACCUCUCCCAAAGGCCCCGAUAAGCCUUGCCCUGUGUCAAGUUCAAAAGAAGUCAUCCCAAAGAAGAGAGCCAACUCAGGGACAGGAACACCAUUACACUUUGAAAACCCUCCACAGCAGGUCAACGUUGAGUUGGGCAAACCGCUCAGAGUGUCGUGUUUAUUCAGAAGCAGCGCUCCUGUUGUGUCCUGUUGGAUCAGAAAUAAAGAACAGAUAGUGGAUGGUCCGGAGCUGUGGGCAGAAAACACUGAUCAGUGCAGCACUCUUGUAAUUGCAAAGGCUAAACCACAGCACACAGGUCGCUACACCGUGGUAGUGAAGGACCGCAAUAGCUCAGCACAACACACACUCACUCUUUCUGUAAUAGAGAGGCCGCAGCCUCCAGCUUCCUGCCCUGUGAUCUCCCUCAUCUCCAUCACCAGCCUCGUGCUGUCUUGGUCGGGCCCUUGCUACGACGGCGGCAGUGUUGUCCUGGGUUAUGUGGUUGAGGUAAAGAACAAAGGUGGUGCUGAGCCUGGUGAAUGGAGAGAACUCACUGCCCAGUGUAAGAGUACAUCAUACAGAGUGAGCUCUGGGCUGCAGCCUCAACAGGAAUACUGUUUCAGAGUGAGGGCCUACAACACAGUGGGAAUAAGUGAGCCGGGACCAGUGUCACCAGUAGUAAGGAUGGAGCAGAAAGACAAACCACAAGAAGAGGAACCCCCUCAAGCCUAUUCCUGUGUCACUAUUGACUCCUCCAACAAAGUUACUGAUCACUACAAUUUGCUUGAAAAACUGGGAAUGGGAAAGUUUGGUCUAGUUUUCAAGCUAACCCACAAAGAAACUGGACGUGUGUGUGCGGGGAAGUUCUACAAAGGUCGACGUGCCAAGGAGAGAGAGGCUGCUCGUAAAGAGAUUGAGCUGAUGAAUUACCUUCACCACCCUAAACUGGUUCAGUGCAUCGCAGCAUAUGACCACAGGCCUGAGAUGGUCAUGGUCAUGGAGUUUAUCGCAGGUGGAGAACUGUUUGAACGCAUUGUGGAUGACAGCUUCGAGCACACAGAGCCGGCCAGCGCGCACUACAUGCAGCAGAUCCUGGAGGGGAUCGCCUACAUGCACCAGCAGAACAUCGUUCAUCUGGACCUGAAACCUGAAAACAUUGUGUGUGUUGACACCACUGGCACCUCCAUAAAGAUAAUCGACUUUGGAUUAGCCAGCAGGCUUGAUGGAAAAACACCUCUGAAGGUGAUGCAUGGGACUCCAGAGUUCGUGGCACCUGAAGUGAUUAGCUUCGAGCCUGUUGGUCAGGCCACUGACAUGUGGAGCAUCGGGGUCAUCUGCUACAUAUUACUGAGUGGUGAGUCUCCUUUCCAAGGUAACAGUGAUGCAGAGACCCUGGCCCUGGUGACAGCCGCCCAGUGGGAGUUUGACGAGGAUAGCUUUGAUGAGAUUACAGACGAGGCCAAAAAUUUCAUCAGCUCCUUGCUCAACAAGGACACAAGGCGGAGGAUGUCCUGUGAAGAAGGUCUUGCCCACCCUUGGAUGGCAGCAUUUGACUCUAGAGAUCACACCACCACCAAGAAUCUGUCCAAGGAGAAGAUGAAGAGGUUUCUAGCCAGGCAGAAGUGGAAGAAAGCAGGUAAGGCCUUGUUAGCACUGAAGAGAAUGGCUCUGCUGUCUAAGAGUGAUAGCUCUGGAUCUCCUACCUCCCCUGGAGAAGACUCACCACUGAGCCCAGAGGCACAGCACGCCCUCCAGUCUCUUGAGCGCCAGAUGCAGGGCCCACCCAAUUUUACCCAGAGCCCAAAGGACCAGGCUGUAGCUCAGGGAUCCUGUGCCAGGCUUUCAUGUCACCUCACAGGAUACCCUGAUCCAGAGGUGGUGUGGCUAUGUGGUGAAGAGCCUCUGGAGGAGUCAUCAACAGUGCAGAUAGACUACAAGGAAGAUGGGCAGUGCACCCUCGUCCUAGCCAAAGUUGGUCUAGAAGAUGCCAAUGUUUACACCUGCAGGGCUACCAACGACCAUGGGGAGGCAUCACGCUCAGCCAAACUCACUGUUAUGGAGUAGAUUUAUUAUUCUGAUGAAUGCACUCACAAAAAACUGUAUGAACGUAACAUUCUCGAGUGCCUUGAACAGAUGUAUUGUAUAUUCUUGUUUUUAAUUCAGUAAGAACCAAACUGAACAUUCUGUAGUGUGGCUGGACAUGUAUGAAACAUGUAUUAUUGUACAAAAUGUAUGAACAGAUUAAUAUAGUGACAUAGCUGCAAACAUACAUAAAGGUUUAUAUUUCUUCAUGGAA
Molecule: messenger RNA, 3222 nt
Organism: Labrus bergylta (ballan wrasse)
Lineage: Eukaryota; Metazoa; Chordata; Actinopteri; Labriformes; Labridae
Gene: mylk5
Product: myosin, light chain kinase 5
Biological process (GO): protein phosphorylation
Molecular function (GO): ATP binding; protein binding; protein kinase activity
Source: RefSeq, a predicted model, not a curated record